Messenger RNA from Cuscuta epithymum, 1436 nucleotides. Lineage: Eukaryota; Viridiplantae; Streptophyta; Magnoliopsida; Solanales; Convolvulaceae. The record is from the annotation of a GenBank genome assembly.
CGAGGACCAAACUGACCCUUAUCCCCUUGUGAUUUGAUUCAUGGCACCACCACUCAUGCUUCUGUAAUAGUUGCAGCAAUGUUAAGAGGCAAUAAGUGUGCCAAUCGAGGUACAACCAGUGGCAGGCGUUAUAUUCAUCGCGAUAGAAAGGAGCGUCAUGAGAUUAUUAUUAAAGACUAUUUUAAUGGUGAUCAGUCAAAGUAUACAUCCGACCAUUUUCGCAGAAGAUUUCGAAUGGAUGUGGAACUAUUUACUCGCAUUUUGGUAGCAAUUGAAAAGAAUGAUAAUUACUUCUCCUUAAAAUUUGAUGCCACAGGAAAAGAAGGAUUAACUCCUUUACAAAAAAACGGUAGCUGCAGUGCGAAUGCUUGCUUAUGGUUGUGCAGCUGAUCUUUUGGAUGAAUAUGUUCAAAUUGGGGAGAGCACUGCAAUUCAAAGCCUUAAGCAUUUCUGUGAUGCUAUGAUAAGUGUUUUUGAAGAAGAGUACUUGAGAAAGCCAAACAAAAAUGAUAUUGCGGUCCUUCUUCAAGAAGGAGAAGAACGAGGUUUUCCUGGCAUGUUAGGGAGUCUUGAUUGUAUGCAUUGGCAUUGGAAGAAUUGUCCAACCGCUUGGCAUGGUACUCAUACAAAUGGUUUUAAACGAGUCCCAACACUCAUAUUAGAGAUUGUAGCUUCAAAGAAUUUGUGGAUUUGGCACGCAUUCUUUGGUAUGGCUGGUACUAAUAAUGACAUAACAGUAUUAGACAGAUCUCCACUUUUUGAUGAUAUUAUAAAUGAUGUUACACCACCAUGUAACUAUGUAGUUCAAUGUCAUCAUUAUGAUAUGGGGUAUUAUUUGACUGAUGGAAUUUAUCCACAAUUUGCUACGUUAAUGCAAUCUAUCUCUCAGCCAUCUUCUCUUAAAGAGAAAAUAUUUUCUGAGCGCCAAGAAUCUACAAGGAAGGAUGUGGAGCGUGCUUUUGGAGUUUUGCAAAGUAGAUGGCAUAUUGUUAAAGGUCCCGCACGUAUGUGGAAGGAAAAAGAUUUGGAGAAGAUAAUGAAGACUUGUAUCAUCUUGCAUAAUAUGAUCAUUGAGAGUGAAUGUAGUCAAGGAAUGAAUCCUGAAAAUUGGCAACCUCUUGGAGAUGAAAGGGUUGAAAAUGUAGAGUUAGAGUGUGAUUAUAAUUUUAUUGUCUCUAGAAUGAUUGGAAGAAUGAAACAAGUUCAAGACAAGAGAGUUCAUAGAGAUUUGAAAACUGAUCUCAUCAAUCAUAUAUGGGAGCUAUAUGGUGGUCAACAAGCAAGCUAAUAUUAUGGGAGCUAUAAUUUUAUUUUUGUUUCCAUGUAUGAUAUUCUACUCUUAUUCAUUAAUCUAAGGAUUGUGUCUGUUUUUAUGGAAUUAUUAUUUAUGUUUUGGAUUGAUUAUAUUCAAUAUACGUUAGUUAUAUUCUUGGGAG